This is a messenger RNA of Durio zibethinus, 1275 nucleotides long. RefSeq lists its product as uncharacterized. NCBI's taxonomy places the organism in Eukaryota, Viridiplantae, Streptophyta, Magnoliopsida, Malvales, Malvaceae. The record is from RefSeq and is a predicted model, not a curated record.
ACUUAGAUUAAGAAAUUAGAAAAAAUCAAAAUUAGAUAAAAAAAAACAACAAAUGCUCGGAACGCGGAGCGCACUUUCCAUUUCCCACCACACGCGGGUUUGAUCCGUUAUAAUUAAACGACCUUGAACGUAAAAAAUUAUCAAAGCCUUCCUCCUAAUUUGGGCCCCACAAAAAGCAAUCAUCUCUUUUUUCUUUUCUAUUAUAAACCUCCCUUGCACCGUGACGAAAGGAGAAGACAAGGGAACACAAGGGGAAGAAGAGUGAUUAUAAAGGGAAAACGUCGAGAAAUUUAUUAUAUCCAUUGAUUGCUUCUUCCCUUUGAUCCAACCUUGAUUUUGUCAAUCUGUCACAUUGGCUAAGGACCUUUAGUCUCUAAGCUAUGGUUCUUGACAGCGUUGUAUCUUCUCCCCAUUGGAGGUCAGGAUCAAUGAGGAAGCAAUUCCCAAAAGAUGAGUUGGGUAGCUGUACAACACUUGUUCAGAGGCAUAGAUUCCUCUUAACAGCUUUGGGACUCUUAGCAUUCCUCUGUACCAUCUACCUUUACUUUGCUGUUACUUUAGGGGCCACAGAUACAUGUUCCGGGUUGAAAGGAACGCAGAAAGCAACGUGUAAACUGCAGCAUGCGAGGUCGACUUUGUCCCAUGGAAAACUGAAAUUCCUUUAGCAUCUUUGUGGCAAAUUACUAGUUGCUUUUCUAGGCAAAUUGAGGGUAUUUAAAUUUGGAAAAAAAAAAAAAAAACACAAUUCAUUUAUAGUAGAUUAUUUUGUGUCGACUUAUGUUUGUCGGUUCUUAUACGGGGUUUAAUCUGUGCAGCAGAAAUUGUUCUGCAAACUCUAUUAUAAUGAAUUAAUCUUAUGAAGAAGCAAAUUUUCUUGAUGUUGAAGUUGGUCGGACAAUGUCUUAGUGUAACUGCUUCCAUCUUCAUCAGUUAUGAGUUACAAGCUACAUGAAAUUAAUAUGUGAACUUCAUCUUCAUGUUAGAUCUCGCCAUUUGCUUUAACAUUGAUGGUGAAAAACCAAAGUCAAGCACAUAAAAGAUCUUCUUACUUCACUUGGCAUGGAUAUUGAAUAAGAAAAGUUUGUUUAUCUAGAAGAACCAGAACAAGUGGAGUGCCUUGUUCUUCACGAUGAUUAAAGAGGCUAAAAUAAGCCAACAAAUAUAGCUACCACCAAGAGCCAAGUGAUGUUUGUUGAAACAUUUGAUGGCCGAUGCAAGCACAUAAUAUAGCAUUUCCACCUAAAAUUGUAGAAACCGUUGAAGUAUUUGGUACAU